This is a messenger RNA of Liolophura sinensis, 3508 nucleotides long. RefSeq names its product transmembrane protein 8B-like. The transcript is spliced from 9 exons. Gene Ontology annotation, cellular component: membrane. The record is from RefSeq and is a predicted model, not a curated record. Lineage: Eukaryota; Metazoa; Mollusca; Polyplacophora; Chitonida; Chitonidae. Bases 462 to 2573 code for a protein of 703 amino acids.
UCUGAACCAUUUAGGAAUACACAAAUUAAUAUUGUUAAACAAAAUAAUUUCCUUCUUAAUUGACCUCCCUGUAAUACAUAUAUGUACCUAUAUCUAUAGCGCUAUCGUCAGCAUCAACUACGCCUUCUGGCCUACUUACUCCACUCCAGUCUACUCGUCCCGUCCGUGGCUACACUGCCACAUCCCGUCCCGGCAGUGGCCCCACUGUCACAUUGCCAGAGUGGCGCGACUGCAGACAUUUAGAACCCACCACCAACGUGACUGGCGUCUGGGGUUGUGGAGGUGGCGUGUAUGAGAGCGAUGUGUACUGGCACCCCCCGUUAGAGCUGGUGGAGUACAAAUCGUACCGUAGCGUUCGCUUACUGGAGUACGUCAUUCCCGAGGAGUCGGCUGAGGCAUGGUGGGACUUCCAGGCACUGAGCACUACCGAGAACUGUGGGGUCCGAGAAAUCAUCAUAUAUAUGCAGCAUGGUGGCUACCCUGUGAUAAAUCCAUACAAUGAGUCAUUCCCGGAGAACUUCUACCUUGGCCGUACAAUGAUGCGGAAGCUAACCCUCAAAACAGACAACUCCUCAGCACCAUUUGUUAUCACCAACCCUCUCCCUGGGAGCUGGUUUGCCACUGUGGUCUUACCGAAGGGGAAAAGCCGUAUUGGACAAAAGGGUCUGAGUCGCUCAUCAUGUACAUAUGCUGUCUCGGCCACAGUCGUCUCUACCAUCAGGAAGGACAUUGAGGAAAUCUCCCUGUCAGAUCAGCAUCAUGUGACUUUGAAAUCUGGCCAAUCAGACUCAGUCUUCAGAUAUCUUGUUCCGACUGACGUCCACCAUUACCAGGUCAAUGUGAUGAAUUGUACGUUAUCAAACAACGACUCAGUGGAGGUCAUUCUCUGUCCUGUCUCAUUUUCCGUCAGCAGCCAGGUACUGCCAGACUCAGACAGGAGCUCAUCAAAGGUAGAUUGUGAGACUCAACCCGCUGGCCACUGUUCUGUUGGAGUUGCCUCCCCUGCUGUGAACAAAUGGAGUUAUCUUCAAGUCACAAGGUCUCAGGGAAAUUUUUCUGAAAGUUCUGAAGUCUCAUUCAGCCUGGAAUUUACAAUGCAUGGCUGUCAGUUCUUUGUCGGAAUGACGGUUGCUCAAGCUUACCCCUUAAAGAAGAAGCAUAGAUCUCCUCGUGCUGACAGUAUGGUGUACCAUUACAGCCAGAUGAACAAGGUGGUGCCCUCCAGCGAGUGUCAUCUGCUACCCUCCCUGGGAAGACUGAGCAUGGUGAAGAAAGACUUCACCACAGCUUUUGUCUUUCCCAGCCCUUACCUGUUACCCAUGCCCAUGAAUGAACGUAUCAUCCCAGAUAAAAAGACCCUUGUCACGUCUUUUGAGGUCAAAAAGCUUAUAGAUUCCGGAGGAACUCUCAAAUUGUUGCUCAAAACGGAUCCAAGCAAAGUGGAUUCCACGCAGUAUGCAGCUGUGACGAUGUGUACCCAGAAGGAUCACCUCCCAGCGAGCGUGUCCAAUGGUUCUCUGCCUCUGGAUUGCUCUCAGGGCAUCAGACUUUCGGUGAACACCACCCUGCCCAACAACACUUAUGCCUCGGUGUAUGUUCCGUAUCCAGAAACAGGCACCUGGUUCAUCACGCUGAAGAGUCAGUGCAUUAACAAAGUAGCUUACACCAAAGGGUCAACCCAGUACGAGGCCUGUAAGCAUGGGCGUGCGCCUAGGGCAGAGUUCAGUGCCAGUGUCGGGCAGUGUGUCCAGGGCGAGUGUGGUGCUCACGGCACCUGUAGAGAGUACAUCAGUGGUGUGUACGUUUUCAGCACCUGUAAUUGUGAGGGGGGCUGGCGUGGGUACGGCUGUACCGAUGGCUCUCAAGCUGAUACCAUGUCACAGGAGCUGAUGUCUGUCUUGCUGCUCUCCCUCAGUAACCUCUUCUUCAUCCCGGCCAUUGUGCUUGCCAUCUAUCGGUGGUACUAUAUCGAGGCCCUCGUCUACGCUUUCACCAUGUUCUUCUCAACCUUCUACCAUGCCUGUGACACCAGCUCAGUCUACACCUUCUGCAUGAUGGACUACAAUGUACUGAGUUACUGUGACUUUUACGGCUCCAUACUGUCGUUCUGGGUGACCCUGCUGGCCAUGGCCCGCCUGCCCUCCAAAAUGCGCUCCUUCCUUCAUAUGGCGGGUGCGCUAGGCCUAGCCCUAGGGGUGGAGUAUGAUAGACAUGGUCUGUGGGUAUUUGUUGCGCCAGCUGCAUGCGGUAUCGUCGUCAUGGCUAUAUCAUGGGUUCGCAUGUGCUGCAAGCGGCACUCUCUUUUCCCGAGCUGGAAGCGAUACCUGUGUUUCCUGUUGCCAGGUGUGAUCUGUGCUGCCAUUGGUCUAGUUAUCUUCGCUUUUGUGGAGACCGAACAGAACUACAAGUUCACUCACAGUAUUUGGCAUGCGGUGAUCGCUGUGUCCAUCAUCUUCUUACUCCCCCCGCGUCAAAAACAGAAAGGGAUCAUACUAGAUGUGCCGUCAGAGCGAGACACAGUGAACUUGUUACAGACAGAUCAGUGCAGCAGCUCCCAUGAUCUCCUGUUAUAGGUUAAAACAUGUGAAGAUUUAACAAGUACAGAGAAAGAUAUACUGAUACAUGUGUAUUUCUUGAAAUAACCCAAUCCUGUGUACUGUAAAUCUUCAACCAUUUCAACCACUAAAGCGGUUUUCAGUGAAAUUUACGUAUACAAAUAUAUGCUAAAAAUGGUUUGUUCGUGUCAUUAAAGAUGCAAGCUUCAUUAAACCGUGCAAAUUAUUUCUCUACACUCCAUCGUUCUAUCAGAACUUUUCAAAAUAUUGGCUGCAGAGACGUUUCAGGAAUUAGGGUAUUCCUUUCCGUAUAAAAAUUUAGUCUCGCAUUCCCCCUCUGUAUAACAGUCCAGUCUGGUAUUCCCUCUCUGUAUAACAGCCCAAUCUCGCAUUUCCUCUCUUUAUGACAGCCUAGUCUCAUAUUCCCUCAGUAUUACAACCCAGUCUCGUAUUCCCUCUCUGUAUAACAACCCAGUCUCUUAUUCCCUCUCUGUAUAACAGCCCAGUCUCAUAUUCCCUCUCUGUAUAACUACCCAGUCUCAUAUUCUCUCUCUGUAUAACAGAACACUCUUGUAUUCCCUCUGUAUAACAGCCAAGUCUUGUGCUCCCUCUCUUUAUGACAACCCAGUCUUGUAUUCCCUCCCUGUAUAACAGCCCAGUCUUGUAUUCCCUCUCUGUAUAACAACCCAGUCUCAAAUUCCCUCUCUGUAUAACAGCAGUCUUGUAUUCCCUCUGUAUAACAGCCAAGUCUUGUAUUCCCUCUCUGUAUAACAGCCCAGUCUUGCAUUCCUCUCUGUAUAACAGCCUAGUCUUGCAUUCCCUCUCUAUAUAACAGCCAAGUCUUGUAUUCCCUCUCUAUAUAACAGCCAAGUCUUGUAUUCCCUCUGUAUGACAGCCAAGUCUUGUAUUCCCUCUCUGUAUGACAGCCCAGUCUUGUAUUCCCUCUCUGUAUA